AUGUCCUGUUGGCGUCGGACGUUUGGAGGAUUGAGGUCGAAUUAUACUAUGUUGUUGGCCAAAAGAGCAAUUCAUACGUGCAUGGCACGCUAUGGCCCUGUGAGAGAUCGAAUUGUACAGAGGCUUCAAAUAGAGUUUAAACCUACGCAUUUGGAAGUGGAUUGUGAAAGUCACAAUCAUGCAGGUCAGGAUGACGAUGAAAGACAUUUUUAUGUGCAGAUUGUAUCCAACAAUUUCGAAGGAUUGAAAACCAUACAGAUGCAUCGUCUAGUUAAUAAUUGUUUGCGAGAAGAAUUAGCAGGACCAGUGCAUGCACUCCGUAUCGAUGCUUAUGCCACAUCACAGUUCAGUCGUGAUCCACCCACGGUCCCACCAAAAUGCGCCCAUACUCGUACAGAACGUAUUUCCAAAUAG
Molecule: messenger RNA, 414 nt
Organism: Acanthocheilonema viteae
Lineage: Eukaryota; Metazoa; Nematoda; Chromadorea; Rhabditida; Onchocercidae
Source: the annotation of a GenBank genome assembly